Molecule: messenger RNA, 1261 nt
Organism: Aedes aegypti (yellow fever mosquito)
Lineage: Eukaryota; Metazoa; Arthropoda; Insecta; Diptera; Culicidae
Gene: Nacalpha
Product: nascent polypeptide-associated complex subunit alpha
Exons: 3
Coding region: 193-852 (219 amino acids)
Biological process (GO): protein targeting to membrane
Cellular component (GO): nascent polypeptide-associated complex; cytoplasm
Source: RefSeq, a predicted model, not a curated record
CUGGAACUGUCAAACGGCGCUUCUGUCCUGUCGCCCGCCGCAAAGUUUACCUUUCCGAACCGUUCAGUGUGCUCGUUCUCUGUUUCCGGCAUCUUGUGCUAUCGUUCAUACCGCAUUUAUUCUACUGCUUUGCGAAAAGUGGUGAAUUAAAAAGUCUCGGCUAGACCAACAAAAAGUACAUCGAUUGCAACAAUGCCAGAAUUGACUGAAAUCACGGAAAGCACUGCUGCGGCCGCGGCCACUUCUGCUGCCCCAAGCACCUCCGCCGACAACACAGAGGCCAAGCUGGAGGAUGCCCCAAGUGAUACCGAAUCGGAGGACACAAUCCCAGAGCUGGAAGAUGCAGGAACCGCUGCCCAGCUGUCGUCCGGCGGCAUGCCCGAUCUGGUCUCCAAGGCCAAGCAGUCCCGUGGCGAGAAGAAGGCCCGCAAGAUCAUGUCCAAGCUCGGCCUGAAGCCGGUGCAAGGCGUCAACCGAGUGACGAUCCGCAAAUCAAAGAACAUCCUGUUCGUGAUAAACAACCCAGACGUGUACAAGAACCCCCAUAGCGACACCUACAUCAUCUUCGGCGAGGCCAAGAUCGAAGAUCUGUCGCAGCAAGCCCAGGUGGCCGCUGCCGAGAAGUUCAAGGCCCCGGAAGCAACCCCCGCCGCUGGAGAAUCAUCUGGUGCUACCACCUCCGUUGCCCCGAUCGCCGAAGAGGACGAAGAAGAAGUGGACGACACCGGCCUCAACUCGAAGGACAUCGAGCUGGUCAUGCAGAACGCCAACGUACCCCGCGCCAAGGCCAUUCGGGCACUGAAGGACAACAAUUACGACGUCGUAAACGCGAUUAUGGAACUGACGAUGUAAGCAGGGACCUCGUACUGACGAUACUCCUGCUUAUCAUCUCUUGGUACGUGGUCCGUGGUUCUCAUUUCAACCCCCCCACUUCUUCUUCUUCUCCGCCUGCUCCCCGUUUCAUAAUAUACCUACUAGUAGUUUAAAAGAACAAUAUAAUCGUACAGUUAGACACUGAAAACAAGGAAACCACUUCGUUUGCUCUGAACUGCGCUUCGAAAGUUCAUCAAAGAAAAACAAAGACUCGGCUGCAGACAGUGCAUGUGCAACUGCUCGUCGUUAUUGCUUUUUUCUACUACUAUUGUAAUUGCUAUUACGGCUACCGCAACAUACACACACAUGCAUACUGAAACUAAGUCUAGAAAUUAUCAAAAAUACGUUAAAAAACGAAAAAAAUCAAUAAAACGCUAAAAAUUGGAAA